Molecule: messenger RNA, 759 nt
Organism: Symbiodinium pilosum
Lineage: Eukaryota; Dinophyceae; Suessiales; Symbiodiniaceae
Source: the annotation of a GenBank genome assembly
AUGCGGGUGAAGUUGGCCUCAGCACCCUUGCAGCAAAGAUGCGCCUACCUUCUCAGGUUCAACAUCCUGUACGCACUGUGUGAGCAGCAGCUGAGCAAACAGCGACAUUACGACUUCGGGCUGAGGAACAUUCUGAGCGUCCUGCGCCAGAUGGGGGCGGUGAAGAGAGGAGAGCCAUCAGACGCAGAGGAGGAGAUGCUCUUUAUGCGCACUGUCAGAGACAUGAACUUGUCAAAGCUUAUCGCGGAUGAUGUGCCGCUGUUCAUGGCGUUGCUCAAGGACUUGUUUCCGAAGGCCGAGUCAUGCCUAGCUAGCACUCAGGAUGCUCGGAACAUCUCGGAUCCAUUUGCUAACACAGUCGCUUUGCUGGCUGAGAAGGAACGGCUCUUCGGAAAGGAUGGCUGCAACCGCUGCCGCUGCUGUUGGAUUUCCUUGGUGCGACAUGGCUUCAUGCUGGUGGGUCCAACGUUGUGCGGGAAGUCGCGCAUCAUGCAAACGCUCACAACGGCGAUGACAGAGAAGCCUCUCCCUCACAAGCUCCAGGUGAUGAACCCUAAGGCGAUCACAGAUGCCCAAAUGUAUGGUGUGAAGGAUCCAUCCAGUGAUGAGUGGACGCCAGGUGUGUUUGCAUCAAUUUGGCAACAACGCAACAACCGCGCCCUGAAGUACCACACUUGGAUUGUUUGUGACGGGCCCAUUGAUGCUAUCUGGAUAGAGAACCUGAACACCGUCCUGGACGACAACAAGAGCCUUGCUUGA